AUAAAUCGUGGAAAAAUAGCAACCUAUUCGUAUGUGAGACGAUUUGUGACUAGACGACCGACUUUCCGUCAUCGACGAAUGAUGGGGCAAUUAAAGAUAUGUACUGGAACAGAAAUCUGGUGAAAAAUGAGCGACGUAUACUUACAACAUAUUUCUUCAACACCUGGUGCUGGUAUGGACAAUUAUCAGAAUAACGAAGCAAGUUUUGGUCAAGAUAAUAUUGACUUGCUAAAUGAGGAUACAUUUGGAGCUGGAGCCGUUGAGGAAGAUUGGGAACUUGAUCAUAAUCAAUUAGUUGGUUUACAUGAAGGUGUGCUUGGUAGAAAGCAAGAAAUAAAUAGUAACAUAGAAUCUGAAAACAACAACCAAGUUGAUGACCUUCAACCGUUUACUUUCGAAUCUCUUCAUUCUCCGCUCCAAUUGGACGAUGAGGAACUUGAACGGUCCAAUCAGCAGCUAGCAGCAGCUGUGGAGGAACUUGUACUAAACAGUGACCAGGAUCAAGACAUGAUCGACCCGGCGAUUGUCAGUUUACGGCGACAACCCCAGUCAGUUCAUCUCGCUGCAAGCCCAAAGUUGCCACCUUUUUACUCACGUGAGGAUGAAGGUCCAAGAUUCAACAACUCAAAUGUUUCCAACAUAUUUAACCGACCAGAUAAUCUUUAUACUUCGGAUAAUUUGCGAAAUAUUUGGAAUGAGUCAUCUUUAGGCCAAAGCAUUCUUUCUGCUUCACUCACUUUACCAGUGGAUAACAAACCAAUUAACGACAACGGAAAUUUACAAUUUGAGGACGAAGCUAUAUUAUCCAUUUCACGUGAUACAUCUGACUUUGACCGACCGUCUCUGCUCUCAAGUCCACUUGUAGUUUCGGCUGAAGACUUAGAGCGAGAAAUGCAAGGAACAUCCUCUCCUAGAGGACCUUCCCCCACAUAUGGCAUCAGCAUCCCAAGUAACAACAACCAUGAUCCCGUAGAUAGAUCCUUGCCUCCACGAUCUGUUUCACCAUUAUUUGGAAGUCCAUCCCCAUCGAAUAUGCCGAUAGGAACUCCUCCAAAACAUGUUAUCAUGAACAUGAUGCAUCAUCUUGAACAGCAACAACAAACACACCCUCCUCCUCCUCAUCCAAACCUUAUCAAUACAUCCGGAUCAUCAGGAUCUCUUCCCCAUCCUCCACUCAAGUUUCCUCCCGGACUUCCACCUCCAAGACUCCCCCCUUUCAUCCGGGGUCCGCCACCUAUUAUAAACAGUGGAAUGCCUAUCGGGGUCCCACAACCCCGAAAUGUGGUCUGGCCAAACCAACAACCAAUGAAUCCACUAAUUGCUCAGGAUAUAAUGAACAGACUUGGCAUGCGACCCCCCACCCCACAGCCCAACCAUCCAAGUCCCAUUGGGUCACCUCGUGCGUUUAUGGUUCCACCCCCGCGCUUGAUGAGCAACCCGCGCCAAAUGCACCUCCCACCGGGUGGGGUAAGACCCGUGCCGAGACGACAAAUGCCAGGCUUCAAUAAUGAAAGAUUCAUGCACCCGAUGCCUGCCCCACAAUUUGGCCCUGGUCAUCUUCAUCCUGAGCACAGCAAGUAUGUCCGGAUGCGACAACAGAGAUAUGGAGGACAUGAUAGCAUGGGAAGAUCAAGGAAUUAUAAGAGACAUCAAUAUGAGGAGAGGAUCGGAAUACCCGGAGAUCCGUACGCGAACAUCAUGAACCAGAAGGAGAAGGAUUGGGUCAUCAGGAUCCAGAUGAUGGCGCUACAGAGUGAUCGACCAGAAAUUGAUGAUUAUUAUUAUCAGAAUUACAUUGAGCGUAGAUUAAGAGAGGGAAGAUUAAACAGCGAUCAAUCGAAACCUGCUCGUCUUAUUACACCAACCAAACCCAACUUGGAAAACCGGAAAUAUGUUCCAGUUCAAUUCUCCAACUCACUUGGCAAACUCACAACAUCAAGCGUCUACAACCCACGACAAAUAAUCGACAUUGUUCAAACUGCAAACCAAGAUGAAGAAACUGCUGGGGAUGCUGCUGAUACAAGACAAGCAUUGAGCAAGAGACUUGUUGUAUACAAAACAAUUGAAAAGGCAUAUGAGAUCAUUGUACUAAUGGAAGAAUUACAAGCUCAAAUCCAACUCUGCCCACCCAACGCAAGCGCAAGGAGAAGCUUGGGCGAUCAUCUUCAAUCGAAGACGAGACAGAUGCUCGAUGUCCUCGACCUCCAUGAUGGGAUGGCGUUCGAUCUUCACGAUGAUCCUAUCUUCCAAGUGAUGAAGAUCAGGAAGGGAAAGAAAUUAAUUGGAAGAACUCUCCAUUUCUUGCCACAAACACAUGCUGUAACUGUGAUUCAAUCAAUUUUCUCACACUUUGCAAUAUUGAUCAAACGUGAUGCAAGAGAUGGGGUUCUACACGAGUUAUACGUCCCCAUCAGCUCUGUUCUCUCAUCUCUUGACCGAGCAAAAUUCAUUCAACUUUGUUCACUUCUCUCAACAUUUGCCAUCACUGCAGCAGUCAAGGACCAAGUUGGAGUGUCAAUCAUAUGCAAGCUUUUGCAUGAAGGAAGUGCUCAGUUUAAUUCAUGUGAAGAUUCAGAAAAGCAGGAAUGGUUUAAAUUUGUCUCCAAUGUGUCGGACAUCAUAGUUGCAGUCGCGAACCCAAAAGAAGGUUCUCGCCAUGCCCGCCCAACCACUCCCUCCCCACUGCUGGAGAACUUUCCGUAUCAUGUAUUUGAGGUCCUAUCUAGCCAACCCACUGAGAAAAACUCAUCGGAAAAAAUCAAGUCGUCAGUAGAGCAGUUAAUUUCGAAAAAGAGUUUUGAAAUUAAAUGAAAACAAUCAAUAUUUUUAGAAAUAGUGGAGUAAAAAUACAGUUAUUUCACAUGUUGUUGUGGCUAACAGUUUUCCUAACAUAUUAAUUACCGUUUUUCAAAGAUAAAAUUUUGUUGAUACUACUUAAAACUGCACGUUGUGCUUUCUUUGUAGACUUAGUUGUGCUUGACCAAAUUAUUUUGUGUAUCGUGAUCAUUGGCGUCCAUUUAACCGUUGUACCUAUUCUAUUAUGGAAAGUUUAGAAGUGACAUAAGUUAUGCUUCUUUUCAGGGCUCAGACUAAUAGUAAAAUGACCAAGUAUGUAUUUGCGAGAAUCUUUGUUGGCACUUAUUUCUCUGGGCCCUGCAUUUGAUAAUUAAUUAUGUAAUCACCGCUUUUUGUUUGUUUGGUACGUUUGCUCAUACAUUAUGUCUAAUGACAAAAUUUAUCGUUGAAAACUGAAAUCGUAUUGAUACCAACAGAUUAUAAUAAAAAUGAUUGCAACUAAA
Ciona intestinalis (vase tunicate) is the source of this 3299-nucleotide messenger RNA. The record is from RefSeq and is a predicted model, not a curated record. Lineage: Eukaryota; Metazoa; Chordata; Ascidiacea; Phlebobranchia; Cionidae.